CGAAGACUUCAGUGACUUCCCAUCCCUCCUCUAGGCCACCCUUAUUUGCCUCUCGGGCGAUUGAGACCAGCUGAGAUUUUCCAGUCCUUACUGGCUUCUGAAAGGGGAUACUUCCCUAGAAGCCCCAGUACCAUUAUCUGGUCACCAGGUAGUUGGCCAUCAGCUGCGACCUGGGCUCCUUCCUUUUUAGAGUGGGGUUGGGGUGGAACGGAACCGGACUAAGGGUGGUGGCUCCUAGGGUCAGGGAAACAUUUAAACUUCUGCUUAGCCUCCAGGCUGUGGCUCACCUCUGGCCCACACCCUGCAGACCCAGCCAACCACACGCCUACAGCAGCACCCAGAUAAGACAGAGGCUUGGGCUGGGUAAGGGGUUCUUAAGUAGCUCUGGACAGGGCUACAGAACCUGUUCCCCUUUCUGACAGGCUGAGGGACCUGCCCUCAAGUCAUACAGCUGUGAGACCGGAUGCAGUCCUAGUCUGCCUUCUUCCCUCCGCCAGCACUGUGGGGUUCCAUUUCCUUCCGGGCUGUGCAGUGCAGCUCCGCACUAGUAAGGUUCCCAGCUGCAGUAGCAGGAAAACAGGCAACCAGAGCAGAGUGUGUGUGUCUCCGGACGGGGAGCGAUGACCCCGCGCAGCCAGCCGGCUAGAGUCCUCGAGUGGGUACACUCUCCUCCAAGAGCACUUAAUUGGGGCACUUCUGCUGCCAGGGCUGGGGAUACGAUGCCUAGGGAAAGCUGUCCCCAGACUGACGGGUGCCUGGGUCAGCGCCCUCCACCUGCUUGCCCUGCCCCGCCCAGGCCCACCCCCUGCGGGGAGUGUCCUGGAACCACGCCCAUCUGGGCAGGGAUGGGCUAGCAGAGCCGCUCAGGCGCAACUAGGGACUUGGGGGACGCCGGGGAUCACUCCGGUGCUGCUGCAGCGGUUUCCACGUCUGGAACGCGCCAUGCUGAGCCGGCGCCGCGUCUUUGCCGUGGAGCGACUUGGCGGCCGGGAUGGGGCCUUUGAAGACCUGGCACAAGGCUGUGUGGUGCCAGGAGUCACUUGCACAUACAGACGGAUACCAGACAAAACUCACGGGUGUUCAUUGGACUUCAGGGAGGGACAGAAUGAACUGAGAGGUCUGGAGAGACAGAUGCCACUUCUGAAAUUGGCUUCCCAGGACUCAGGCAUGGAGAUGGUGGUUGGGGACAGCUCCUUGGCUACCUUAUCAGGACUUUCUCAAGAUUCUCUAAACCUUGAGCCCAUGGGGAGCCCUGAGCUGCCUCCUGCCCAGCUAGACCGACUGCUGGCCAGACAGAAGCUGGAACAGGUGCUGGAGAGAUCUCGAGAGUUUCCCAGCUUGUCUGGGCGGCGUGGCCCCCUGCAGCUGCUGAACAGGCCUGUAGGUGGAGUGCCCGUCUUUGUAGGAGAACAGGAGUCCACGGAGGCAGACACUGAGUUAGAGGCUGGUCUGGAAGAAGCAAAGGAGGUUGGUAACAUGGAGUCUGGAGCCUGUACCUGCCUUCCAGGUCAGGGAUUGCGUUACCUGGAACACCUGUGCCUUGUGCUGGAGCAGAUGGCGAGGCUCCAGCAGCUAUACCUGCAGCUGCAGAGCCAGAGACCCUCUAGGCCUCGGCUUUCGAGUGAGUCUCUGCUUGCACCAUCUCGCCUGUCUCAGGAGCCUGAGGAGGAAGAACUGGCUCCAGCUCUUUCAUCAUCGCAUAUCCCAGACAAUAAGGUCCAGGGGCACAGAGAAGAGCUGAGCCAGACGAAGGACCCAGAAGGUGCAGAGGCAGCUUCGUUCCCGGAGGUGGGGGUGAUUGUCGCCAGCCCCUCCGGCCUGCCAGAGGCCUUGCUGGAACCAACCCACAUCCUUCCUCCAUCCCAGGGACACAAGGAUCUUUCCCACUGGGAUAAGGUCAAGGUUCUGCUCAACCGCAUCCGCUGGAGGAGCCCUCGACUUCCCGAGCCUCCUGUUCCCCCUGAUAGUUCUAGACCCAGGAUGGAGUUCAGGACCCUCUCUGAAAGGACUCCGUGCCAUUCCCAGCGGAAGACCUUUAUUCCAACAUUGGUGGUUAAGAAGCCACGAGUGAAAAAUCUUUCUGUAUGACGGCUUGGUGUGCCUGGUGACCUUGGGUGGACGGGAUUUGCCAAGAAGUCCUUCACAUUUUGGCUCACUGCUGCUUCUCUGCACUGCCAGGAAACGCUAUUGGUGCUUGCUCCUCUUCAAGGUGAAGGCCGAGUCCUUCUCUAAGCAUGGAGGCCAGGAGCCCUGGUUCCCCAAGAGGCCCUUGAGUGCAGCUCCAAUGCUCUGCAAGGGCUCUUCCUCCUCGUCAGAAAUCUCUGGGCUUAGGCAAUGUGAACUGACUUAUUUACCAGAUGCUCACAGAGCAUGUUUAGUAUGGGAAUGUGUCAUCAUGUUGCGGAUGUAUGUUUAUACAGUCUUUGUCGGACUUUCGACUGCCCAGAUUUAACCAUUGGAUGGAAUCAUUCGUCCAAAGGGUUGGUGUGUCGGGUGUCGCUGGGAGGAUGGCACUCACCUGCAUUCCACAAUGAACAGUUACUGAUGUGGAUUUCUAAUUUCUUCCUCAUACCUGAGAAGGCAGCCCUAGGACGAAGAACAACACUGCCUCGGGUACCUUUGUAGUGAGUCACGGCUCUGGAGCACAGUCCUUGAAGGCUGAAUGAGGAAUUGGGGGGGGU
This is a messenger RNA of Apodemus sylvaticus (European woodmouse), 2681 nucleotides long. It is a transcript of the gene C8H8orf58, whose product is annotated as chromosome 8 C8orf58 homolog. The record is from RefSeq and is a predicted model, not a curated record. The transcript is spliced from 7 exons. Bases 943 to 2088 code for a protein of 381 amino acids. NCBI's taxonomy places the organism in Eukaryota, Metazoa, Chordata, Mammalia, Rodentia, Muridae.